This is a messenger RNA of Octopus bimaculoides (California two-spot octopus), 5176 nucleotides long. Its product is annotated as transcriptional adapter 2-beta. Gene Ontology annotation, biological process: chromatin remodeling; regulation of transcription by RNA polymerase II. Lineage: Eukaryota; Metazoa; Mollusca; Cephalopoda; Octopoda; Octopodidae. Gene Ontology annotation, molecular function: chromatin binding; zinc ion binding; transcription coactivator activity. The record is from RefSeq and is a predicted model, not a curated record. Gene Ontology annotation, cellular component: SAGA-type complex; nucleus.
UCAUGUCAAGCCGUGUAACAGAUACAGCUCCCUCGCCGUUGUGUGAGGAGAUACGCUAUUCUACUCUCCCUCGAAGGAACUUCGCGCUUUGCUCUACUUGUGAAAACAGAUAACAAUGAAAAUCUUUUGUCUACCGUUUAUUGUUUUACAUUUACACGGAAUUAUUCGGGAUUUUUAAACAGUGUAACAUAACAGUCAACAACUUUUAUAAAUGGAAGUAAAAGGAGUUUUAAGUAUUUGAGAAAUUUUAUACAAUCGACUUAAAUGGUGUUGCCGUAUGGAUGUUUUUCAACGGAAUGUUCAUUAUGUGACACAUUUCUGGAAUAUCUACACCGAUCGUAUUUAUGUGUCUAUGCAAAGAGUGUGACAAACAUAGACAUAUAUAUAUUUAUAAAUAUAAAUGCGUACAAAAACAUUCACGAAGUAUUUUAUUCGAGUUUUCUAUCGGCGUGAAGAAAGCUUUAAUGGAAAACUGCCAGUUGUCUCCAAGUGUAUCAUGGGUAAUACUGACGUCACUACCAGCCAAACAAAAGAUGGCGAAGAAAGUGUGCGAAUGAAUUGCUAUGCUGCCAAUACCCGUUCUUCCUCGACUUCGUCUCAAUGCCGCUCAGUUCGUCCGAAACAAGACGACGACAACGACGACGACAAAACGACGAAGUACUGUCAUUACAAUCGCUGUUGUUUGCUCAGCUCCGGCGGCCAAGUUGUUAUUACACCGACCAGUAACAACAGUCCCAGAGCCGUCCCUACUACUAUUACUACUACUGCUACAACAACAACAACAAUAUCAACACCAUCCACACCAGCAUUCGGGGUCCCUUCUUCACCACCUUCAACUCGUCGUCGUCGGAGACGGCUUUGCCUUGGUCGUGGCGGUUCUGACCCUUCUCUUGGCUGUCAUUCUGGAGAAAGUAAAAAGGAACAGCAGAUCCGUACGUCUGCGAAUCAAUGUUAUCAAAAGAAGCGUUCUGCCAUGGUGAGAAGCCGGUCCUGUUGUUGUUGUCAAUGUGACAUCGUCGGCUUCGCCAUACAAUGCGAUCAGUGUAUCGAGAUAGAUCUUUGUUUACAGUGUUUCUCCCUUGGUGCUGAAGUAGGUCCUCAUCGCCGGGAUCACAAUUACCGAAUAUUGAGUGAUAUGAUUGGGCCUUUCAACAUCCAAAAGCCAUGGACUUUAGUUGAAGAAACUAUGUUGCUGGAUGCUGUGGAACAAUAUGGAUUUGGUAAUUGGCAUGAUGUUGCUAACCAUGUUGAAACUAGGAAUGCCUCAGAGUGUCAAGAACAUUAUGCUUCAUUUUAUCUAUUUGGUAGCAUUGGGAAAGCUGUAUCAAUUCCCUGUUGCAGUGAUUUUGGCCUCGACCUUCCUUCAACUGAAGAAUCAGUAUCAAAUCAUAAGUUCAACAACACAGCUAAUAACAAUAAUGAAUCUGAAACUUGUUCUGUGAAUCAUAAAAAAGUACUGAACAAUUCUAUAAAAAAAGAGGAACCAGAUUGUGGAGUGGUACCUGCUGAGAAGAACCAUGUCAAGCGACGUAGCCUUCGUUAUGUACUUUUCAGGGAUGAUUUUGUAUAUGACAAGGAUGCUGAAUCUUUGAUUAGUUCAUUAUCUGUGGAGAUAGAUGAUGAAGAUAUUGAUAUAGCAUUCAAACUCAGUCAGGUGGACACCUAUCGCCUUCGGUUACAAGAACGAGAACAUAGGAAAAGAUUGGCUCGUGACUAUGGCUUAUUUCAGAUAAAUGGGGGCAACAAAUUUAAGUCCCAGUAUGCUAAGAAGAAAACUACAAAACUUGACAGAGAGUUUCAAGAAAAAUUACGUGUGUUUGCAAAAUUUCACACAUUCCAGGAACAUGUGCAGUAUUAUGAAAGUUUAGCGCGUGAAAGAGACUUAAAAAGUCGAAUUCGGGAAUUAUUCCGGUUCCGAAAGAAUGGGUUGAUGACUUUCGCAGAAGUUUUAGUGUUUAAAAAUAAAAAAUAUAAAAGAGAUAGAAGAAAAAAUACCAACAAACGACUGGACAGCCGUUUACAGGAAGGAGGGGAAUCAAUGGCUUCCGGAGAACUAAACGAAAACUUAGAUUUACAAGGAAAAGAACCCGGCGGAAAAUAUGAUAUUUUCUAUUUAAUUAGAAGGAAACUGGCAGCUGUUUUUUGCAUGAAGCAUUUCCUAAAAGAAAUAACAGGUUUAUCUUUGACUGCAGCAUCUCUGAUCAAUCACAGUAUUACUUGAGUGAUGAUAGCCUCAUCGACUGAACUGUUCCUGAUUCCUGAGAUUGUUUUGUUGUUGUUCUUCUGCUACGGAGAAACCACCAUUGUUGACUCUGAAGUGUUUCAUUUCACUGUCUCAUGGAACUGCAAAGCAUUGCCAUUGGUGUGUGAUGGAGAGAAUCAAACAGCAAACCUUUCUGCUGCACUGCUCAACUAGAAGUGUUGAAGGUGUAACAUAACAGGUCUGGUCAAGGUUAGCUCCACAGUGACAACUGGGAGUGUUAAUAGUCUUCUGUUAUAUAACACAAGCCAGUUGAACUGAACUGGUGGGAGGGUAGAGUGCUCUUUCCCCACCAUACACACUCACACACUCCCCACCUACAACACAUCUGGAUGUGCUGUUAAGACUGCUGUAACAGGUUUUUGCUUGAGCAAAGUCAAGCAGAACCAUAGCUACUGUCACAGCAACUACCAACAAUUAUAGACAGUUUGCUGUGCUUGGUCUGUAACCACAUAUCAAACCUGAUCAGACAGACCUAUCAUUGAAAACAUUCCAGUUUUGAAUAUCUAGUCUUUAUUUUAGAUAUAAUGCAUACAGUGUUAUUUUAUAAGUCCUUUAUAGCAAGGUGUGAUUUGAGGGGUGUUUGGUUGUUAAAUCUAACAGCUUACACAUUUAUAUAGAAACUCUUUCAUUGAUUCACUAGUGCCACAAAUCCCAAAUUGUUUCAUGUUUCCCAGGUGCUAAAAGUAAUCUGUUUUCCUCUUUUGUUGAUUCAUUCUGUGUUAUAAUCUUCUUAUCCAGAUAGUCAACCACUGGAAUCAACUAAUCAUUUAUGAUUAGUAUAGAUUGAGGGCCUUGUGCAUCAGGGUAAUGUCAGGAUGGAAGUACAAAUGGGAUGCUCAUCAUUUUGUUAUGAUCAUCAAUACUCUAAAGAUAAUUGGAGGACCAUAACUCUCUCAAGCUCCAUGAUUGCUCAUCCUAAAAUAAAUCCAGAUGUUAUCUUUAUAUAUUUGAUGACAUAUCAAUUUUCUGUGCUAAUUUAAAGCUCCAACAGAUAGAGUUUUAAAUUAGAAUAUUGCUGUCCUGGCAACCUCUGAACCCAAGUUCAUAACAAUUUUGAAAUUCUUUAUUAAGAACAGUCCUGGUUGAAUGAGAGAAGUUCUAAACACACGUUUUGAGCCUGAAAGUUUAGGGACUCAAAAUUGUAGCUAUUCAUAGAUUUCCUUUGUUAAUUGCUAUAAAUAAACCAAAUCUUUGGUCUCUAACAAUGACCACUCCACCUCAAUCUAUCCAACAAGACCUAGCAAAGAAGCGAGUAAGUUGGGUUGUAAGUCUAUUUUAAUACUGCCAGCAUAUUUUCUUUGGAAGUGCAUUGAUUUGUCACCUCUUCAAUAGCUCUUCCCUUAUAACCCUAGCUGACUGACUUAGUCUUGGGUCUAUGGUGACAGUCCACUUUUUGAACAUAAGCUAGCCUAUCAUUUUGAUGGAAUGAAAACCUCAUCCAAAAUACGUUGAGUUGUUUCCCCUUUAGUGAAGUUACGCAGGUAAACUGAAUACUGCCAUGUCCUCAAGUGUUUGAUUUUAUGUAAGGCGUUGGAAAUGUAUCAUUGCAAUUUGAAAUUUGAAAUUUUCUAUAACCCAAAACCUAGGGACAUUAUCAUUGAGUAAUCGAAUUGUCAUGUCAUCAUAUUUGAUAUUAUUGUUACUAGUUUUUUUUUUUUUUUUUUUUUUUUUUUUUUUUUUUUUUUUUUUUUUUUUUGGCAGGUGGUUUCUCUCUCACACAUCAAAAUUGUCAUUAGAGAUACUUAUCAAGUCUAACAAGGGCUACCACCCCCAGCCAUUCAGUAAACAACUUGGAGCCUUUUCUUUAGUGAUAUACCUGCUGGAAGUAGCAGUCAUAUUUCUUUCAAAUCAUACCCUACUGUCUUUUAAAAAAAAAAAAAAAACCAAGGGACACAUUAGAUAAUGUGUAGUCCUAGAUACACUAUUCUUGGGGCGGGUGGAGGGGAAUUAGGUUUUCAAACCUGGAGAGUCUUUGAUCAUAGGUCAACUCAGUCAGGGCUGAUUGAAGGCUACACAUAACAGGUACAAGUGCUGUCUGCUGGACCAAGGGGCCACUGCCAUAACAACAAACAACUGGAUGUACUGUGACAGUCUGCUAUAACUACUUAUCUGUUUGGUGGUGAGCUGUCGUACUCCCCUCUUUCUUGCAUGGUUCUGUCGGGGCUAUGCCACAACAACAACCGAACAUGUUAACAAGAGACUCAAAUAUUGCUCUCAACCCCACCUCACUUCUCUUCCAUCCCUCUUCUCACUUCUUUUUAUCUCCUGUUUUCCUCCUUUUUUUUCCAUAUAUAGAUAUAUAUAUAUACUUUAGUUAUUGUCUUUAUUACUACCUGACUGUUUCUCCUUUUCUCUCUUUUUAUUUUACUUUCAACUCUGUUUUCUCUUUGUGUUUGUAUACCCACUUCUUUGUCCCAUCUCUCUUCCCCUCACUCUUUGUCCCAUCUCUCUUCCACUUUUUUUUUACUGCCCUCUCUUUCUCAUAACAGUUACUGCUGUUGGUUGUGACUUUUAAAACUUUCUGGAGACACUGUGGAAAUUUUGGAUAAACCAAUGUACAUAAAUUAUUUACUUCAGUGAAGUUACCACUUGAUGGGUGAAAGCCUGUUAGUCUGACAUAGUGUAUGUACCACACAAUGAAUGUUAGUGUAUGUAAGCAUUGAUGUAAAUUUAGGAGAGUGUGUAAUAUAGUUUUCAUCUUUUCCUUUUUUCACAUCACUCAUUUAUUGCUACUCACAAGCAAUAACUUUAUUUAUUGACUUAACUCUUUAUAAACUGCAAAUUUAUAUCUGUUGCAAAAGCUGUUACUUUAUAAGGCUUUCAAUUAAAACCACAAGUUAUUACAAAAAAAAUUCAAUAAAAUAAAAAUAACAACUACAACAACAAAAAAUGCAAGGUCUUUUAAUAACUAUA